CUCGUCUACAAGCCAAACUUAUUUUUCCUUUGUCUUAAUAGUGGCACCUAUCAAAGAGCUUAUUGUGUUUAGAUUUACUUUUGAAAACAAUCUUGCCUUCACCCAUGGUGAAUCUGAUGUUAGGUAUAGAGAUCUCUCUUGUAUUUGAUUGAGCAAUGAGAAUACACUUAUGAAGGGGCUUUUUGAAGGGAUCUGAGAGGAAAUAAAUUAAGGAAAUGAGAGGAAAGGGUUGAAGACAAGAAGAUGAUGGCAAUUGAGAGUGUAGAAGCCGUUGCUAUCAUGGAUUUGGGAGAAUCUAGUGAGGCAGAGGAGAAGAUGAUGGGAAUCAAGACGACAGCAUAUCUACUACGUCAUGUGAUCCAUUACACACCCAACGAGGUCCAGUCACAUGAGCUAGAGCUAAGAAGAUGCGUGAAGCUUUAAAUGGCCUUAUUGAGCAGAUCUGGGUUGAAAACAACAUACAACAAGCAAAUCAAAGCUUGGAUGAUUAUCAAGGCAUGGUAAACAUCAUUCAGGUUCAAGAGAAGCUUAGUUGAGGUCAUUUGCAUGGAAUUACAAACUUUGC
Rubroshorea leprosula is the source of this 565-nucleotide messenger RNA. NCBI's taxonomy places the organism in Eukaryota, Viridiplantae, Streptophyta, Magnoliopsida, Malvales, Dipterocarpaceae. The record is from the annotation of a GenBank genome assembly.